AUGAAUAUAGCAGCCGCUGGAGCAGAAUCGCCUGUUGCUUCCUUUUCGCUCAUCGUCGGGGAUUUGGCACCGAGAACCUUCUUCUCCUCUUUUCAAGUUCAACUUUCGCAGAAACGAGAGACAGAGUUGAGUGGAGGAGUAGGAAGAGGGCAAUGGCGGCUAGGUAUUGGUGUCAUCUGUGUUCACAAGCUGUGA
Messenger RNA from Eruca vesicaria subsp. sativa (arugula), 195 nucleotides. The record is from the annotation of a GenBank genome assembly. Lineage: Eukaryota; Viridiplantae; Streptophyta; Magnoliopsida; Brassicales; Brassicaceae.